Molecule: messenger RNA, 1129 nt
Organism: Olea europaea var. sylvestris
Lineage: Eukaryota; Viridiplantae; Streptophyta; Magnoliopsida; Lamiales; Oleaceae
Product: 50S ribosomal protein L10, chloroplastic
Exons: 2
Coding region: 71-781 (236 amino acids)
Biological process (GO): translation
Cellular component (GO): large ribosomal subunit
Molecular function (GO): structural constituent of ribosome
Source: RefSeq, a predicted model, not a curated record
UAAGGAGCAUACAUCCCCAGAUCAGGUGUGUUCAUUACGUCGCCUUCCCCUUCUCCCAAUCCUCGUAACAAUGGAAGCAAAUCUCUUCACUUUGCCCUCCUUCAGACCGCCACCUCCAUACACAUCCUCCACUACCCUUUCCCUCAAGUACCAUUUCAACAAUCUUUUCCUCACCACCAAAACCCAACGUCCCAAAUUCCCAUCCAAGACUCAAAAUUUACCCAAAAUCCAAGCUGCCAUAACCAGGACCAAGAAAGAGGAAACAGUAGAAAAGGUCAAGCAAGAACUUGAAAACUGCCAUCUCUUGGCAGGCAUUAGUUACAAGGGCUUCACUGUUAAACAAUUCCAAGAACUUAGAACCCAACUCCCUGAAAAUACUAAGCUUUUGGUUGCUAAGAAUACUCUUGUUUACAAGGCCAUUGAGGGGACCAAAUGGGAGGCGUUGAAACCGUGUAUGCAGGGCAUGAAUGCGUGGUUUUUUGUGCACAGUGAGGAAAUCCCAGCUGCGUUGAAGCCUUACAGGACUUUCCAGAAGGAGCAAAAGCUGGAUGAUAAUGAGUUUACAGGAGCUGUUUUUGAAGGGAAAUUUUACGGGCCGGACGAGUUUAAGGCAUUGGAAAAUUUACCCACAAGGGCUGAGAUUUAUGCCAAGCUUUUGGGGGGUUUGAAGGGCCCUGCUUCUGCUGUUGUUGGCACUAUUCAGGCCCCUGCUAGAGACUUGGUCAUGUUGCUGAAGGCCUACUGCAAGAAGCUUGAGGAGGAGAGUGGUGCUGGACAAUAACUGUUUGCUUGAUUGGUGGGCAUCAAUGAUAAUAAUCUUUAGUAGUUAGCAAAUGGAUUAUGUGGCCUCGAUCAAUUGACUUGGAGCCAGCCCUCUGGCUUAAUGGUUUUUUUACUCAUGCUACGAUGACCAUGUUAUGAAAGAUGGAAGCUUUGUUCAGAAUGAUGGGCAGAAAGCUUCUACAGUGGGGCUUUUAAGUCAGUCAUCAAAUAUCGGGGCUAAAUCCUGGACCAGCAGUGGAAACUACUGAGCCCGUGGAAAGAAGACGCGUUUAGUAGCUAACAUGUCUUGAGUUCUUAUGGCACUGGUGUUAUUUUGACAUUGUUGAUUGUUUAUAUUAUAAGAUGA